AUGGAGGCUUUCAAGAACGCAGAAGCGCUGUCAAUCUUUCCCUCUUCACCUGCUGAUGCCCUGGAUGGUACAUAUGGCAUCCGGUCAGCCGAGAGCGGAUAUGUCGAGUCACAUGGUUCCAACAUCGAAAGUAACACCUGGUUCAAAACUCCGCCUCUUGAUGUAAAGACUAUCCAGCGACUACGCAGCAUUCAGCUUAUUACAGAGUCUCACGACCAAGGCUGGUGUUCCAAUAGGGCAAAUGGUAACUGGACUUGGUUCGAGAUAUCCAUUUUGGAAAACGCAAAUGCGACUGAGCCGAGGGUGAAGGAUGACGUGCAGCUAACGUGGGAGAGUCACAAAAAUCAGCUGAAGUCUAAGCACUUUGUCCCGCUUGAAGGAAGUCUGUUUCCCGAGGACCAUGAUAUUUUCCGACUCCUUGAAGAACAAAAUGUCAUUGCUGUCAGGAUUUGCUGUCGCUUCUCAGGCUGGAAGUUGGUCGCUAAGCAGGGAUAUCUCGUCGUGGAAUUUGGCGCCCCAGUGGAAAGAGAACCCCUCAGUUUCGGAACUAUCGCAGCCAAAGUUCUCAAUACCCUGGAGGCUUUCAACGAUGUCAAUGAACUGUCGUUUCCAGAUUUGGAGGAAUUUCCAUCUGUGCCUGCCACUGUAUUCAGGGCUGAUAGGAUGGGAACUGAGGCUGCCAACGAACGGCCGCUACGGGUUCUGUCCCUAGAUGGUGGCGGUGUACGCGGUCUGGCGUCCCUAAAGGUAUUGGAAGCAAUUAUGGACCGUGCAUGCCCAGGAAAGAAGCCUUGCGAGGUAUUUGAUAUGAUUGGCGGCACUAGUACUGGAGGACUGAUUGCUAUUAUGCUUGGUCGGCUAGAGAUGUCAGUGGAAGACUGCAUCAAGGAAUAUGAGAAUCUUAUGGGAAAAGUAUUUCCGCCAGCGCAGUUUUGGUCUUCAAUUUGGUCUUUGGAUCUCAACGGCUGGUGGGCGAGUGCCUUGUUCAACAGCGAGAAAUGGAAGUCUCAAGACCUUGAAGAAGUCAUCAAGGAUCUUGUUAGGAGGGUGCUCGACAAGGAGGACCCUGAAACAGUACUUUUACAGGAUCCGAAGGACCCCAAUCCCUCGUGCAAGGUCUUUGUCACGGCGUCCAGAGAAAUGGGGUCUAAUAACUUGGGGCCUGUCCUGCUUCGAUCCUAUUCGAACCCCGAUCACAUGCCUGAAUUUCCAGGAGUAAAGCUCUGGCAGGCAGCACGUGCCACGUCGGCAGCUCCAGCGUACUUCAAGCCUAUUGAAAUCAACGGCGAGUCUCUUAUCGAUGGUGGAGUGCAAGCCAACAAUCCUCUUGGAUGGCUAUGGACCGAAGUCAUCCAAGUAUUCACUCCAGUGCGUACAACAGACUGUUUCCUGAGUAUUGGCACGGGGGUUGCACUCAGCCAGCACGCGCUUUCUGUCUUUGGUCUUACAGGUCUUCUUACCAACUCAAACAUCGUUAACAUUUUGUUCCGCGAACUGAUCAAUGCAUUUGCUCCACGCGGUCUAACAAAGAAAUACUGGCGCUUCGAUUUCGGUGAUGGCCUCCCUGAUUGGGUUGAAGAGGAUGGGGUUAUGAAAUGGAUCUACCUAGCUAAAGUUGACAAGACUGGUGGAGAGAUGGAUGAUGUCACGAUCAAAGAGCUCUUGGAAAAGAAGGCGGCUGACUACAUUAAUGAGCCGGGCUUUCAGAAGCAGCUCGAUGACUGCGCCGCUGCCUUGAGAGAUCCAGAAACCAAAAAAGCAAGACCUGGUGGAAAUGCCGCGCCCUAUAGCAAGUAUCUUUUCGCAGCUGGGCAACGUAUCUGGAAAACUCGCAUCUCCGACAAGGACGAACACAAAUUUAAACCGAGCGCAAUUAUCAACUCACACCCACACGAUGACCAUCUUGAUGGACUCUUGGCAUUCCUCCGGUUUGCUGUUAACAAACGGGAUGAGGACUUUGACUUCAAGGGAUGUUUCUACCAGCCAGACUGUGGCCGCUCAACUGCCCUGAGAGAAACUCAUGCUCAGUUGAGGGACACUUUCAAUUGGAAACAGGGUACAGGCUUUAAGUACGACGGUAUUCAGGUUGAUUAUCCUAAAGCAAAAAGGAUUCUGAGCUGGAAUGCCAAUCCCGAUCCUCUCGCUGGCCCAUCUUACGAUCCAGAUCAUUCCUCGGUGAACUUGAAAAGCAUUUUGAUGAGAACCGUUCCCGGUGAGAUGCAUAUAAAGGGAAAAAUGUACUUCACUGGCGACAGUGUCGGAUGGAGGAUCUCAGAGAUGCUCCAGGAGACCCCACCAGGAAUACUUUCCAUUUACAAGAUUCAACAUCACGGCAGUUUGAGAAAUACGCAGAUCCAGGAUCAAGUCGUCAAGAUGGAGCGCACUGUCAGCAAGGAGGCUGUGUUACGAACCUGGGUAAAUCGCCUUACGAAUACAGACGGGCCCUCGUGGAAACUUGAAGAACCGGGAGCCAGCGCGCUAGAAGCAGUCUUCGACCUCAAGUUCAAGGAGCUAUACAAGGGCAUGGCUUUGUCGAACUAUCAAGAAACACUAAAUGAACGUCACAAGAAAUACACCCAGCUCUUCAUAAAGAUGAAACCAGAGGAAAGGUUAGUAGGAGAGCUUGACGGUCUUAACCCAGCGCCAUCAGAAUUCUACACGGCCGUGGUGGACCACAUCCAGGAACUCAGAGGUAAGGAAGCGACGCCUUUCUAUACCAGCGUUAAACCCCGAAAGUUGAAGAAGUGGUGGAUGGAGGCUACAGACCCUAUUUCUGCGGGGAGAGAGUAUUUGGACUACAUGGUUGUAGGCCACAUCAAGCACUUCUUCUUAAGCUUCGUUGCCGAUGCCUAUGUCAUCAGUGCGAACCAUGCUGCCCACGACCAUCCAUCUCCGCCUACCAUUCUGGGUCUGGCCCUGGCAGUUGAACAGCAGCUCAAGACUGGCGCCAGGAAACGCAAUGGUUUACUCUAUGUGACUGACGGAUCAGCCAUAGACUUGAAAGAAUUGGAGAAAUGUGCUAAGAACUGGGGUGUCACCUGGCCUGGUGUCAUCAGUGAAUCGCUGACCAUCAGAGCUCUGAAGAACCGGUGCUUCAUGAGCUUGGAUGCCAGCGACGACUUCAAAGAUCCAGAUCGAGAUAAGGAUGGCGCCACUGAGGAAAUAUCUUUUGACCCUGCGAACAUAGCCGAGAGUAAAAGCUUCACUGCGGAUGUUGAGGCAGACAAAUCACAGCUGGGUCAUAGAGACCUCGGGCCUAUCUUCUGUGAAAUCUUGACUCCCAAUAUCACUACCACCACCACGGACUUGUGUUUGAGCAUCGAAACGGGUGCUCCAAAGCUGAUCCCAUCGGUUUCUACCGUAGACCCACCAAGGCUUCUCUUGGAAUACUGCUGGAUCACCCAAGGCACUACGAGCAUGAAAGAUGAAAGCGAGGUCAAUCAUUUGGUCGUUCAACAAUGGGUGACCGACAAGUGGGAAAAGGUGGAUAUUUGGAUGGACAAUAUCACCGCAGAGUUUGGCAAAGACACCAAGACCUUGCUGUACUGGAAGGUUGCGGAUAAGAAAAAGGCAUUUUACAUCAACACAGCAACAUCAACGAUCGAAAUCGAUGAUCUCAAAAGUCCACCGCUAUCAGGUUACCAGGAUGUCUUUUUCACCAUCCAGCUGGAGAUAGACAAACAGCCUGUCAUGUCUCCCAUACCCGAAUUACCCCAAGGACCUCAGAGCUUCAGUUCGUUUUGCAUCUCAUCGGUGCUCGACCCUACUACUAUCUCAAGUGCAUGGAAGGCCAUUGAGGCGCUGACGAGCAGCGAAAUCGUCAUGGCCCUGGACCUGCACAAUAGCUUCGAGACUACAGUGCUCAACUAUCAAAUCGACCUUGACAAGUCAGUUAUUGAGUACGAGUAUGAUGAAGUCAGUGUUGAAGUCCAAUCAGCAAACCUGAUCUUCAAAAUCCCAGACAAUGCUACCAUCAUGAUUGGAUCCGAGGCCUUUCUCGUAAAGGAGGUUACAUUUGACCUAUCCUGGGACAAACAAGACUUGAUCAAAGCAAAACUCGACAUUAAAACCACGACAAAAGGAAUCGAAGUUGUGGUCCCGAGAGAAGUGUCAGGAGCAAAGCAUGCUUCGAGUCUCAGAAAGUCCCUGAUUGGUAUGGGUGUCAAACCCGAAGAGCUUACAAAGGUUCGACUUGCGAAACUGCUCGGAUACCUGAUCAAUUCUGACUCCAAAAUGUAUUCCCUUCUCUAUCAAGAGACUCCCGCGUCACUGCUGCUAUCUGGAGUUCUACGCCUAGUCCCCGAUCUCGACAGGUCACGCGCCCGGGUGACCAUGCUUCCAGGUAACAUGCCAUUGAUCCAUGAAGCGGAUAUCAAAUGCAGUCUCGACACGGCUGUUGGCGUACUUGAAGGUGACACUAAGCCAAAGCCUUUCAACCCUAACAUCACGUUCGCCGGGGUCAGUCUCGUGAUACAAACCUUGGGUCUUUUACUAUACAAUGCAACAAGCCCCGAUGAAAGCAUCGUAUUAACAGGCACGGCCAAAUUCGCAGCCGCCAAGAAACAAGGCCUCACAGUAAACCUAAGAUGUGUGAUAGAAGGACAAGACAGUGAGCAUCCUGAGGUCGAGUUCACCAUUAACGGCACUCAAUCGCUACACGACCUGGUUACCGAGCUUUCAGGAACCAUAAGUUUUACAGAAGCCGUCCCGCUGAAUGAUAAGGGCUUUACCCUGCAGUCCCUAGGCACAUCUCAGGUUGGCUUUGCCGUAACCCAGCCUGUUACUGCUCAUUCCCAUUGUGUCUUGUCGCGUGUAUGGGCCGUCACAGACUUUAGCGAAUGGCAAGACUUUCUUCCUUCCUCCUUUCCCAAAGUCCGAGGAGACGUCAAGGUUCAGGUGUACAACCCCCUCGAUGCGAACCAUAUAUCGGUGGGAGUUGUGGUUAACUACAAGACACGUAUCGAUACCACACCGCCCUGUGAUAUAGAUGUAACCUUCUUCGCCAACCCGUUGCCCAAAUCUGACUCGUAUGAAUUCCGGCUUUGGCUCUUACCCUCCAAUCGAACCCUCACCGUAUACGGCGUUCUAGAAGCUGUGGGUAUAACUGAUACAGCAACAUUCGGAAGUGCCAUUAAGGCAUUUCCCAUGAUUGAAAAAAGCCACAGCGUUCUUAUUCACCGAAUCUCAUUUGGCGUGGAGAAGAGCACCCUCUCGGGCUGGAAGUUUGGAGACUGGUCUCUGUGUCUCGGUGUUAGCAACGUCACGGUACUGCCGGACGUGCUAACCGUGAAGACUGGCACCCUAGAUAUGGAAUUUUUGGAUGAUUCCUAUCACUGUUCUAUUCAGGCUGACUUUCUUAUCGAGAAGAUAGAGACUAUUGCCAGUGCCUCUUUCAAGUUGCCUCAGAAAGAUACAGUUGGGAAUCUCAACAUUGACAUCCCCGAUGGACUUUCUGUAUCAGACAUUAUCGAUGCGCUUGAACUUCCCAACAACCUACAUCAGCUGCCACUUCUCGUCAAAUCUAUUUUGGAGGUCCAGUUACUUUAUGCCCACUUCACGAUUGGCUAUCCCGUCACUACUAGCAACCGUGCCGAGAUCUUGGGUUGUGAACUUGGCUUUAACUGGGAUGAUGGAAUGGACAUUGGUGUUAUUGGCCUCAACUCAGUCAAGAUCGACAUUCUCUACACCAGCAGCAAGAGCCCUCUCGGCACUGGUAAGACUGAUUAUGGGUUCACCAUUGCUGCUAUGUUCAACAAGAACGCUGUCAUGGCUCAACUUUCAUAUAGCUCUGUCGCCAACGAACUCGAUUUUAGCCUACACGCUCUCCAGACCGUUCUUGUCACGGACAUACUCAACACGUUACUUGGAGACACAAUCACCAACGCUCUUGCACCAGCCAUUGGAACACUAGGCUUUCGACAAGGUCGACUAACCAUGGACACUGGUCCGCUCAACGCUGUGAAGUAUUUCAAGCUGGAAUUGGGGGAGACGGAGACGGUCAAGGUUGACAGUUUGACCAUGACUGGCCUACUCAUCGAGUACAAGGCCGCUGUAAUGAGGUUGCCAGAGCGUCAACCAGCUUCACUCCUCUUGGUGGGACAAAUACGUAAUGAGAAAGCCGCAGCCAAGAUCACCAUCAGUUGCAUUGCCAAGCCUGGUGAGCCAGCGAUGGUCAAGACAUCACUCGAACCUGUCUCCAAGGAGGAACCCUUGACGCUGAAUGGCCUCCUGGGGCUGUUUAGCUUCUCCAGGCCAAAAUGGAUCGAACCUGAAGGGUGUCCUGAAAAGUGUCCUGAUUUCUUCAGCCUCAACGUGGUAGAAAUCUCGGCAACUAUGGAGGUUCGCGAAGCCACAAAGACAGAUCGGGGCACUCUUGUUAUUAGAGCACUGGACGCCGUGGCGGUAUCUACCGGGAUACUGACAGUCUUUGAUACAGUGAAACUACAAAACAUUGGUCUUGGAGUACACUAUGCAAAGAAAAAGGACGACGAAAAGUCAUCUAUCACGGCCGAAGUCGUCGGCGACCUGAUCUUCCAAAGUCUCCAGGGUCACAUACGCGUCGGUUACUUCCAAACGACCGAGGGAAAGGAAUUUCAUGGCUUUUACGUCAAGCAAAAGGCUGCUCCCCCUAUGUCAUUUGAAAAGAUGGCAGGCCAGUUCCCCUCGCCUGACAAGUACGCGAUCCCUGAACAUCUUGGACUGUCACAGAUAGGUCUCCAGAAGAUUGAAGUUCACUUGGGGAUCAACAAGUCAUUGAAAAUCUCGGGAGUCGGGGCCAUGCACUGGGACUAUGAGUCCAACGGUGUUCCCAUGUAUCUUGCGGAAAUAGGUGGGGAGAUCACUGUCAAGAAGACGAACCAGGGCUCCCUCCUCUUACCUGAAGGCACAGAGUAUGACGCCUUUAUUACGGGAAAGCUGACCAUUACCGACUUUGUCAGCCAGACAGAUAUUAGAGCCAGACUUCGAAUUGGAUCUUCACAUGCCCCAGUGUUAACAGCUAAGCUGGAGAAGACGGCAAAGGACAACAAGGAACUCGUGCGACUUUCUCAAAACAUGAGUUCCAGUAAAGAACUGGCCUGGGACCGUGUUGAGCCACCUGGAACUGCUGCUAUCAGUUUCCCGUCCACCAAUGUCUACCUGUAUGCCGAUCUCUCUAAGAGCAAGGGCAAACUGUUCCUAUGUGCGCACAUCGAUGACCUGGGAGAUGCAACUAUAUUCGCCCGCCCUGACACCAAUGACGCCACCAAGCACAGCUACUUCUUCUCCGUAUCGUGCACCAACCUAGCCAGGAUAUGGGAGAAAACACAGGAGCCGGUCAUGUCCACGUUCAGGCUGAGUCAGAUCGGAGCUCAGAUUAUAGGUUACCACGGAACUGUCGGCGGGCUGAUGGACGAGCUUGUCUUAAUCAAGACGGCAGCGAGUGCUGAAGACAUCGAAAUAGAGGAUUCCUCUUCCAUUCUUACUACUUUGGAUAAGGAAAAGACUCUGGACCCUGGAGGUUGGUUCUUCGCCACUGUUCAACUCCAGCAGCCCAGGCCCUCACCUUUGGUCAAGGCUCUGGAGGACAGCAUGAGCCCGAAUCGAGGAGAGGUUAUCACGCUGUUUGCAAAGAUUGACAAGUACGAACAGUCUCGCACCCAAUACGGCGUUAGUGUGAACAACUUGUAUCUUCUAGGAAGUUUCAUGGUGGUUUCAGGCCAAGGCAUCUAUGCUCCGGUCCGGGUUGAUAGAAAGCCAUAUCUCCUUGUUUCGGGUGAAAUGAAGGUGCUCGAAUUAUCCACAGAGCCUUUUACGAUAGAUGUGGACUUUGGUGUGUCUCUCGAGACAACCAACUUUUCGCUGAGAGGUACAGUACCUCCCGGCCCUCUACGGAAGCCAUUUGGGGCCAUGUUCAAUGUGGAGAUCAAAUUCGCCAGUAUCUAUGGAGUCAUUAAGCAUACAGAACCAAAGAAGGCCACAUAUGUGCUCCAUGGCAGCGGGAGUAUCGGGUCCUCUUCUUUGAAGUUCUCUUCGCUCGUCAUAUUUGAUCAAGACAUGAAGCCUACUGUUGUGGCAUUGGUUCUAGUCACAGAGCUACCUGAUCCUAAGCUACCCGCUCUUAAACAACGGGAUCUGACAACUGAUGAUGUCUUCACACACAUCAUCCAGCCGAAUAGCCAGACUUCUCCCUCGUGGCCUACAGGAUACAGCGGGCUCGUCUUCAAAGCUGCAACCGUAUACUACGCCCGCAAAAGCUUUCUUGGCAGUCAAAAUCAUCUUUACGAGCAGGGUUACCAUGUGAAAGCACUUGUCAGCUUUUUUGGUUAUGAUUUUACAGUAUCGGCGACCAUACCCCUCGAUCAAUCGGGCCUCACAGUCGCCGCGACUUACGAAGGGACUGUCAACCUGUCGUUUGCCAAGUUCGAUAAAACAACGGUGUCGAUUACUACUUCCAAAGAUGAAGAUAUUACUGUAUACGGAGCGAAAGCUGAUCUCACGCUGUUCAAGAAGAGCGGAUUUCAUAUAGACCUCAAGUACGAGCGGGGGAAAAGCCGAUACUCCGCCACAGGCAGUUACAUGGGCACAGACAAGAUCUUGGGGUUGUCAAAUCCCAUGGUGACGCUGACAUACGACAACAAGACGGGGUUGAUGAGCAUUAAUAACUGGCCUACCUACCAGGACCUGAAGGACAGUCUUUCGACCGUGGAGUUUGCAGAAGGUCUGAAGAGAGCGUCAGCCCAAGAUAUGACGUGCGAGAAGAUCGUGGAACUUAUUUUCAAGGAGACUAUCACCACCCAGUACAACAUGGAGUUCAAGGGCGCGGACCUGGGAUGUAAGAUCGUCCUCGACCCUCCUGUUACAGUUGCAGCAAUACCUUUACCAGACAUUUCUGUAAAGGUCUCCAAGGAGCUAUCCUUGGAUCAGCUUGGGGCCACGGUGGUGAAAAUGCUGGUGGAUAAUAUCUCAUCCAUAGCCUUGCAGCUCUUGAAGCAGCCCGAUAAACUGGCUACCUUUUUUGGGGCUCUGGUUGUCAAGGAAUUCGUGCAGCAGACGAUCACGGCACUCAUUUGCCGAAAGGUAGACAAGCCAAAUAUCAGAGAGCGAGCCGACGACCUGGUCGAAGAGAACGAGAGAAAUGUCAGAAGCAACAGACAAAGCAUCGAUGAAGAGGUCGUCCGAGGCAGCGCCAGCAGCAGCCUCGAAGUCGUGGGAGGCGCAUUCGCUACGGCUGAGGGACUCUUCGACGGCUUACUAACAGUCUUUGGCUUGAUGGGCUCACUGGUUGCGGUCUAUAGUGUCAUGGAUUCAGGCAAAGCGGAUGAGUUGAAGAAGAAGGCUGCUGAAGCUAAGCAACACAGAGAAGAAGCCGAGGCCAAGGUCACUGAGUUGAAGAAGCAUCUUGUCGAGGGACUCACCCUUGAUCCUCGAUUUGCAAUCUUGGCCAGUUUCAAAGACGACGAGACAAUUAUGUUGGACUGGUCCAAGGUGCCUCUCAAGUUCCAAGCCGAUAAGACUCCUCUCUCUUGGGACAUCGUCUUUAGUCCAAGAGAUGACAUAAAUAAUCCUGACGCGAUCAAGAUGUCGACCGAGAGUGCUUCACGAACCUUCACGACACCACCAACUAGGGAAUUUCUUACUGCCCCUUCGGUAUGGACGUGGGUUUGUGCCAAGGCGACUUUUGGUAAGACUGAGGUGCAAGGAUUAUGGCACCCAGCCCAGACGCUUACUCAUGUGCCAUCUAUGGUCCCUCCCAAGGAAGUGACAUUGAACGGCCCGCUUGUCUUGAACGGAUCCUAUCUCACGGUCAGUAUGCCACGGGUAGUGCCAGGAGACUAUCGGUUCUGCAUCGUCACUCAGGAUGACCUCACCGCAUCUCGACCGCUCUAUUGGUCCACCGCGCACAUUCCUACAACUAUAGAUUUUACGAAGCAAGUACGAGUAGUAGAGCUUGAAGCAUGCCCCCCUACCACUACUGGAAUACGCGCUGUCGCAAAGACCUUGAGUUCUGAUACAGCUAAGAUCCAUGACUCGCCGUACACUUCCUCUCAGUCACUAGAAACAUUGGCACGGCCACUCAAUCUGACUGCAAGCAUGGCUGGUCUCACUGUCAUGGCCACCUGGGAACUUCCUGGGCAGUCAAAAGACGAUUGCGAACUGGUUGUUCUGAAUGCAGUGACUGUUGAGCCCGAAACCACGGCCACAAUCCAAUUCCAGCCAACAAAGGAGGGACACCGUCUUGCUUCUGUGCAAGGACCAACAUUUCAAGAAGGGUACCACAUAUUUCUUGCAGCUCGUCAAAAGUCUACCAAGGUUUCAGCUAUCGGGCUCUACACUACCCUAUCUUUCGUUGUGUCUAACAUCCCACUGUGGACUAUUGAUGCCCUUGAGUCCUACUAUAGUAUUCCCUUGCAAACAUUAGUUCUCAACAUCAACAGCGCCUCGCGAGCAGCUGGGCCCUUGACAUUUGAAAUUUUGCUAUCGGGAGUUAUUACCGUAACCCCUUCAACCACUCAGCUCUUGGACCAGUCGACGGUUUUGCAUAUUCCAAACAUAAAAACCCCUUACCCAAGCACGGUGCAGGUUCGCGCAAUAAACGCUAGGCAUGUCCGAGGUAUCUUCGGUACCGCAUGGAAGUUUCCGUCUGUGCCGUCGGAUCUCCCUGCUCCCCAGCCCAGGAUUUCGUACAACGCAGGGAUUCUUACCGUGGCUUGGCCGGCUAUACCUGUUGCAAACGUCCGGGUGCUAGUGUUGGUGCAAGACUCAAAGACCGCAAAAGUCUUAUCCACCAAGAGUACAUCGGCCUCUGCAACAUCCUUGACAUUCUCCAAUCAAGACUUUUCGAUCGUCCCUGGGAUGAACCUCAUCUUCACCUGCUCUUCCAGAUUAGAUAAUAUUCAUGGCCACUCGACCAGGGUGUCGUACGAGAUUGCUGACAUGAACAAGGGCUGGGGCACUCCUCAUGAGCUGAUCAUCCCUGCACCAGAGACUAAGGUCACGUACUCAGCUGUGACGACAUAUUCUAUUGCACAACCUAUGGAUUCAACACUUUUCUGGGCCAGUAGCUCGGCCAAGAAAAUAACUAAGCUGGACUGGAACACUGGCAAUUGGUUGGCAAGCACCAUUCCGGCACAAAGAAUGGACCUACAGGGAUUUUGUAGCAUUACCAAUACGUCGCGCCACUCGGGGCAUAAAGAAUUCUUCUACAUCAGACCAGACGGAACAAUCGGGGGUUUUCUCUAUUUUGGUACCGGGGGUGGCUGGAGCCCACAGCCUUAUGCCUUUGCGUCUGAGACAGCAAAUCUCAACAGUGGAGGGGUUAUCGACGCUGUAUCUCCCAACUCUACCACUUCUCUUCUCUGCUGGGUCGCUCGAGAUGGAGCUCUAAGAUAUUCCGUAUGGGGCAACACCACAAAGGCUUGGUCAGUUGCAAACUAUGCCGCCGGGCCUCAGGCGGCUACCAUCACUGAAGCAGGGUUCAUCAGGGCGACCAGCCAAGACGGAAAAGGUGUGCACAUUUUCUAUCGUGGGAAAGGUGGUGAUCUCCGCGGUGUGUUCUGUAACCUCGUUUCUGACACUGGUUCUAUGACGUGGAAAGGGUUUAUAAUCCAUACUGAACCUGACGCAAGACCUAGUGGAAGUUCAUUCUGUGUUUCUGGAGUCGGGAAACCAAUAAGGAUUUUCUGGUCUAGUUCAACGGGAAGAGUGGUUGAGGCGCAUCGCGAUGGGGAAGAUCUUGACAGUUGGAAGGUCCAAUACGUUAGCAGCCCUGGCAGUGUUGGCACUAGUAAUAUGACCGUUGUUUAUAGAGACAGCGCGACUGUAUGUCUCUGGUGGAUUACCCCGACGGGUGCUAUCUACCGAGGUGAUGGGAAUAUAUCAACGGACGGCAAGAUCUCGGACUGGACUAUCACAAAACAACUUCCUGAUGGCACAGCGCUGUCAACUACAGCCAGUCCGUGGCCUCCUGGGGUUGUUUCCAACUUCUACACAACGUCCCAUUCCAGUAUUAUGAGUAUAUUCUGGGUUUCGCCAGAUCAAUUACUGAUGGGACAAACUUGGAGUCGGGAGCGCUAA
Fusarium subglutinans is the source of this 12054-nucleotide messenger RNA. RefSeq names its product phospholipase. The record is from RefSeq and is a predicted model, not a curated record. NCBI's taxonomy places the organism in Eukaryota, Fungi, Ascomycota, Sordariomycetes, Hypocreales, Nectriaceae. Gene Ontology annotation, biological process: arachidonate metabolic process. The coding region runs from base 1 to 12054 and encodes 4017 amino acids. Gene Ontology annotation, cellular component: membrane. The transcript has 13 exons.